GUCUACACUUCCAACUCAGACAGAGGAGGCUGGGCGGAUGUGCUAUUAGUCAGCUGAGCUCAGCCGCAGCCUCAGCUAUGUGUGACUCCUAGUGGAAAAACCUAACCAAACAAUUUUUAUUUAUAAUAACCAUUAACAAUUCGAUUUCCCAGUGGAGGAACAUGACAUCGUUACUACGUCUGAAUUAAUGUUUAUUUUUGUUAUUUGCAAAACCAGAUCUACAAAACAGCUUUCAUCUACCAAAGAAUACCAAUUUCAAAGAUAAUAAAUUAAAAUAAUAAUAUAUAAUUAAUUAUUAAACAAUGUAAAUUUGAUCUCAAAAGCAACACUUUCAAAAUGCGUCCUUCCAUUGUUUUGUACUGACGCAGCGACGUUGUCCUUGAAGUAAACGAUUUGAAAAUGUACGCGUGCCGACGGGAAGGGCGGGUCACGUGUUUUGCGUUCAUUUUUGAAUUUAAAGCAACCGGAUACAACUUCUUUAAUCAUCUUUCAGUAUGUGUUUUAUUGCUUACAAGUGACUUAUUUGGGUUCGAAGUUCACGGCGUACAACAUCGCGCGUCUUUGUAAUUUUGUAUUGGUUAUAAUCAAAUAUUUGCAUACACGAUGUCUAACGUUCUACCGAAUGACGUUCUACUUCUGGCUACUAGGGUAAUAAAAUCGAACACCCUCGUCCGUUAGCGGUCGAAGCAGGAAAGAACCGCCUCCUUCUGUUCUGUUGGUUGUUGGGAAAAAAGAUGGACACUCAGCGGGAAAUUCGAACUUCCACACGAAACCGUGGCUUCGGUUCGGUCCAGUCGGCUGCUUCUGCCACAGCUAUGGAGGUGAAACGGAAGAAAAUACUACAGAGCUCUCUGUUCCAACAAACACAGAACACCAACUUACAAGCGAAGUUGGACUUUGAGGUGCGAAUGCGUGAGGGUGCGUACAAGCUGCUGCUGGCCUGCAGCAAGAGAGAGCAGGUUCUGAACGCCUCCAAGAACCUGCUCACGUGCAACGCCAGGAUCAGGGCUUAUCUACAUGAGCUGCAGGAGACAAAGGAAGAAGAAGAAGAGGAGGUGAUGGGAGCACACGGCAGACAAACUGAUUCUGUUUCUGUUGACCGUGUUCCGUGUACUGGAAAAGUGGCUCUGUCAGGGCUGCGUUUUCCUCUCAUGUGGAGGGACUCGGAUCACUUCAACAACAGAGGAAGCUCUCGGAGGAUGGCGCUGUUCUGUAUGAUGCAUCUUGGUUCAGAGGUGUUUGACACAGAGAUGGUGGUGGUGGACAGAUCAGUUACUGACGUCUGCUUCGAGGGAGUCACCAUCUUUCAAGACGCAGUGCCUUCGUUUGAACUGAGGGUGGAGCUGUGGAGCUGCGUAUUCGAGGAAGAGCUCACUAUGGCAAAAACACCGAAGAAACUCGCCAAGAAGCUUCGAAACUCAUUUGGAAAAUCCGGUGGGAAGAAGCUGUGCCCCCUGCUGGACACUUCAGACCCUGACACCUUCCUGCAGUGCCAUCCCAUACCCUCAGGAGCCAGGUACAACCUGCUGGCCUACACCACCCUGGGUCUGUGUGAGGCUGAAGGCAGCUUCCAGUCCCACUCCCUCAUCAUUCUCCAAAAUGCGGAGUGGCCCACUUGGCUCCCACUUUAUGGAAACCUCUGCUGUAAGUUGGUGGCCCAGCCUGUGUGUAUGACCCAGCACAUGAUGGCAGGUUACCUGAGUCAGAAGCAAACAGUUUUGGGGAUGAAUCGCUCGUGCAGUCUCUACUGCGUCCUGAGCGGCGGCUUCUUGAGCUGUUAUUUCACACCGGAGGAAAUUGAUGCAAAGGUUGAACCAACGUUCAGAGUCCCCGUCACCAAGAACACUCACAUCUGUGUGUUAGAGAAGGAGUGGGCCGGUCAGAGGAGCCGCAGUCUGUCCAUCACCAGUCCAUCAGCAGGGGGCAGUGAGAGCCACGUCUUCAGCACUGGCAGCGGAGAGGAGCUGGAUGAUUGGCUGGAAGCUUUUCACCAACAUCUCUUUGAUCAGGGUCAGUGGCUUCACUGCUGUGAGCAGCUGAUGAAGAUGGAGGUGAAGUCACCACCUAAACCCUCACUCUUCCUCACCAAAGAGGCCGACUGUGUUUACAACGACCUGAGCAUCAACUCACCGUGCAGGUUUGACAGCGUCACUGAUAUCAUCCACAACAAGAUUGAGGAGAGUGAUGGUCUGUUUCUGAUUGGUCGGCAGGAGAAGCAGGAGCCGCCCAAUUGGUCCACUCUGUUCGAUGGAUCUCAGUCAGUGCUGGUUCAGAAGACCAUUCACUCCCAGAGCCAAACGUCCACUCCCUGUCCCAGCCCCGUCACCGGUGCUAAGAAACGACCAGCGCCGCCACCUCCUCUCCAUAAAGCACCGUAUACUCCCCCG
Cynoglossus semilaevis (tongue sole) is the source of this 2387-nucleotide messenger RNA. RefSeq names its product rhotekin 2 (gene rtkn2). The annotation marks the transcript as partial. The record is from RefSeq and is a predicted model, not a curated record. Lineage: Eukaryota; Metazoa; Chordata; Actinopteri; Pleuronectiformes; Cynoglossidae. The transcript has 12 exons. Gene Ontology annotation, biological process: signal transduction; positive regulation of cell population proliferation; hemopoiesis.